Molecule: messenger RNA, 405 nt
Organism: Peronospora matthiolae
Lineage: Eukaryota; Oomycota; Peronosporomycetes; Peronosporales; Peronosporaceae
Source: the annotation of a GenBank genome assembly
AUGGACGUCAUCCGCAAGUAUCUAAAGACGGAUCUGCCGCGCUACCUCAAGGGGCUGCCCCUACCCCGCACGUUUUCGGGCUUCCUGAAGCUCAAGCAGGCUGACUGGAUGUACCUGGCGCCGCUGCUCAUCACGGUGACGGUGCUGGCGCUGACGCUGUUCACCGGCAAGGGGAGCUCGAAGCCUGGGCGGGUGAACCGGAAGGUGCAGCUGGACAAGGAGAAGGUCGUGGACUUUAUGUCGGUGCCGGACGUCGAGGACGUGAUCAAGGCCAAGGGCAAGUGCACGGUCUGUCGCUGCUGGAAGUCCAAGAAGUUCCCUUUGUGCGACGGCUCCCACGUGAAGCACAACAAAGAGACGGGGGACAAUGUCGGACCCCUUGUGCUCACGGCCAAGAAAGCCUAG